AUGCUCUACCAAAACGAAAACGCUCCAGUACAGCAAUUCUUCAGUCUUGCCAAGAAAGUAUCGUUGGUGACUGGAGGGUCUCGAGGCAUUGGCUUGGCUGCGGCUACUGGUCUUGCAGAAGCUGGAUCUGACAUUGCCAUAACCUACAAUACUUCUUCUCAGGAAACAAUUGAUCAACUCAAAGCCGAAUUUGAGGGUCUAGGAGUCAACUUCAAGGCUUAUAAGUGUAAUGUUUGCGACAAGAAUGCCAUUCAAAAGUGUGUGGAGGAAGUAUUGAAGGACUUUGGCCGGCUAGAUGUAGUAGUACCAAAUGCUGGAAUUGCAUGUCAUGUACCAGCCGAGGACUUUACCGAAGAAGAAUAUAGAAAUAUCAUGGCGGUGAAUUUGGACGGAGCAUUUUUUACGGCGCAAGCUGCUGCGCAGGCAUUCAAGAAACAAAAAGCUAGUGGAAUUUUGCAGCAAGGUCGCAUCGUAUUCACGGCUUCUGUGUCUUCAUUAAUUGUCAACCACCCACAAAAGCAGGCUCCUUACAACGCUUCCAAGGCGGGACUAGUGCGUUUGGCCAAGUGUCUUGCUGUUGAAUGGGUCGAUUUCGCUAGAGUAAAUUGUGUUUCUCCAGGGUACAUCGACACCGAUAUGUUGGAUGUUCAUCCCAAAGAAUGGAGAGAUACCUGGUUUGCACAAAUUCCAGCCCAGCGUCUCUGCCAGACAUACGAGCUCAAGGGAGUAUAUGUCUUUUUGGCUAGCAAUGCCUCGUCGUAUAUUACUGGCGAAGAACUUGUGGUUGGAGGUGGAUAUACAUUGCGUUAA
This is a messenger RNA of Meyerozyma guilliermondii ATCC 6260, 810 nucleotides long. RefSeq lists its product as uncharacterized. NCBI's taxonomy places the organism in Eukaryota, Fungi, Ascomycota, Pichiomycetes, Serinales, Debaryomycetaceae. The record is from RefSeq and is a predicted model, not a curated record. Bases 1 to 810 code for a protein of 269 amino acids. Gene Ontology annotation, molecular function: oxidoreductase activity, acting on NAD(P)H, oxygen as acceptor. The transcript has a single exon. Gene Ontology annotation, cellular component: intracellular anatomical structure.